This is a messenger RNA of Oryza sativa Japonica Group (Japanese rice), 1572 nucleotides long. Its product is annotated as putative disease resistance protein RGA3. Gene Ontology annotation, molecular function: ADP binding. Lineage: Eukaryota; Viridiplantae; Streptophyta; Magnoliopsida; Poales; Poaceae. The record is from RefSeq and is a predicted model, not a curated record.
AUGGAGACUCUCUUCUCUGCAAUCCUAGGAGAACUCACCAGUAGAUCCGUCUCCUUCUUGAUAGACAGAUGCUCCUCGAAGCCGUCAUCGCCGCCUAUGGCGGCGACGUUCAUGGAGGAGAAGAUUCAGAGACUGGAAAGGAUGCUGCUCCGGCUCGCCACCGCCAUCGAAGAGGCAGAGGGGAAGCACAUCACAAACCAAGCCAUGCUUCGUCAGGUCAACAUGCUGAGACAAGAUAUGCACAAAGGCUACUAUGCUCUUGACACCUUCAGAAUUCAGAAACACCAGGAGGAGGACAUGAACGACGACGAUGACAAUGAAGUGAGUUACAACACCUUAUCUUUGUCUAAAUUCAACUCUAUCAAGCGAGCUCGAGUCCUUACUGGUACUAGACGACAUGGAGAUAUGAGAGAGUUCGAUCAGAUGGUUGACAUCAUAGAGAUCACCAUGGCUGGCAUGGCUGAGUUUGUUAUGCUUCUGAACAACUAUCCUUCCAUGCAUCGUCAACCAUACAACACCUACAUGUUCAUGGACAAGUGCAUGUUUGGGCGCCAAAUGGAGAUGGAACAUAUCAUCAAAUUCUUGUUACAUCCAGAAACUCCAUAUAGUGACAUAUUUGAUGUCCUAUCAAUCAUUGGUCCUGCCAAAGUUGGGAAGAGCACACUUGUUGAGCAUGUUUGCAAUGAUGAGAGGGUGCGCAACCACUUCUCUCGCAUCAUCUUUCUUAGUGAUAGCGAUUUGAGCGAGCAAAAAUCAUUGCUUAUCCUAAGAGAUUCAGGAGUGAUAAGGCAUAAACACAACUCAUCAUUAGCUUCAAGUGGAGGAGAAAGAUUAUUGGUUGUUGUUGAGCUAACUGAAGAUGUUUCCGAUGACGAAUGGAGAAGGAUGUACUCCUCUUCUCGAAGUUGCAUUUCAGCUGGAAGUAAAAUCAUAAUCACAAGCCGAUCAGAGAAGAUUGCAAAGCUUGGAACAACACAACCUCUUCGCCUAAAAUUCUUGUCUCGAGAAGCUUACUGGUACUUCUUCAAGGUUCUCGCAUUCGGAAGCUCAGAUCCUAAAGAUUACCCCGAGGUGGCAUCGGUAUCAAUGGCGAUGUUUAAUGGAUACUUUGAUCGUGAGAUGUACAAUACUUUCAUUGGACCAUUCAUUGAUCUGAACAACAUGGCUACCUUCAUUCAAGCUAGUAUUUACAAUGGCGACUGGCUUAGCCUGCGUGAGCGCUUCAGGACCAAGGAAUCAAAGAGCCAGUUACUGCCUAACAAAGGUUCAGGUGAUUUUGGGAUGAAGAGCAAGUGUGUGGUUAUUCCUAGGACAGAUGGAAAUGUGAACUACUACUGUGAAAUCUUUGAACAUUGCCGAGUAGAGCUUGCUCAUGCAGAAGAUCAGAAGGCUCCAAAAAUUGGUAUACAAGAUAUCUUGUCAGGGAGAGUUGAACCUCAUGGGAAAUUUGAUCUUGUGCUGUGGAGAUCUCAUUUGCCGCCUUAUUACAGCUACAUAUAUAGCUCCGAGAUUCAUGAGUUCAAGUCUGCAACUACCUGCAGGAUUAGGCUCCGUCAGAAGAGAAAGAUUUAG